GGCCGCCCCUGCACCCCCGCCCCCUCCCCCGCCCGCCGCGGCCGCCGCCGCGGCCGCCGCCUCCUCCCCGCGGCUCCGUCUGCCGCCGCCGCCGCAGCCGGGCUCCGGGGCUGACAAGCAGGUGACAGAGGAGCCGGCGCGCGUGGCUGAAAGUGCCCGGGAGAGCGCGGCGCGGGCUGCAGCCGCCCCGGCCCGCCCGCGCGACGCCGGGGCCCGGGGCCAGCGCGCCGCCGCUCCACGCUUGCCUGGGGCAGCGGGCGGCCCCAGCCGCAGCCCCAGUCCCAGCCCCAGCCCCAGCCCCAGCCCCGCGGGGGCCGCGCCUCCCGGGCUCCAGGGCUGCGGCGGCGGCGAACGGCGGACCGGAGGGCGGGCGGGCGAGCAGCCCGGCCAGCGGGGUCCGCAGCGCGCCCCGCGUCCCAUGGAUAUAGCAACAGGUCCCGAGUCGCUGGAGAGGUGCUUCCCUCGCGGGCAGACGGACUGCGCCAAGAUGUUGGACGGCAUCAAAAUGGAGGAGCACGCCCUGCGCCCCGGGCCCGCCACUCUAGGGGUGCUGCUGGGCUCAGACUGCCCGCAUCCCGCCGUCUGCGAGGGCUGCCAGCGGCCCAUCUCCGACCGCUUCCUGAUGCGAGUCAACGAGUCGUCCUGGCACGAGGAGUGUUUGCAGUGCGCGGCGUGUCAGCAAGCCCUCACCACCAGCUGCUACUUCCGGGAUCGAAAACUGUACUGCAAACAAGACUACCAACAGCUCUUUGCGGCCAAGUGCAGCGGCUGCAUGGAGAAGAUCGCACCCACCGAGUUCGUGAUGCGGGCGCUGGAGUGCGUGUACCACCUGGGCUGCUUCUGCUGCUGCGUGUGCGAGCGGCAGCUGCGCAAGGGCGACGAGUUUGUGCUCAAGGAGGGCCAGCUGCUGUGCAAGGGCGACUACGAGAAGGAGAAGGACCUGCUCAGCUCCGUGAGCCCCGACGAGUCCGACUCCGUGAAGAGCGAGGAUGAGGAUGGGGACAUGAAGCCGGCUAAGGGGCAGGGCAGCCAGAGCAAGGGCAGCGGGGAUGACGGGAAGGACCCACGGAGACCCAAGCGACCCCGGACCAUCCUCACCACGCAACAGCGAAGAGCCUUCAAGGCCUCCUUUGAGGUCUCGUCCAAGCCCUGCCGGAAGGUCCGAGAGACGCUGGCGGCUGAGACGGGCCUCAGCGUCCGCGUGGUCCAGGUCUGGUUUCAGAACCAAAGAGCAAAGAUGAAGAAGCUGGCGCGGCGCCACCAGCAGCAGCAGGAGCAGCAGAACUCGCAGCGGCUGGGCCAAGAGGUCCUGUCAAGCCGCAUGGAGGGCAUGAUGGCCUCCUACACGCCACUGGCCCCGCCGCAGCAGCAGAUCGUGGCCAUGGAGCAGAGCCCCUACGGCAGCAGCGACCCUUUCCAGCAGGGCCUCACGCCACCCCAAAUGCCAGGUGACCACAUGAACCCCUAUGGGAACGACUCCAUCUUCCAUGACAUCGACAGCGAUACCUCCCUAACCAGCCUCAGCGACUGCUUCCUGGGCUCCUCAGACGUGGGCUCCCUGCAGGCCCGUGUGGGGAACCCCAUCGACCGGCUCUACUCCAUGCAGAGUUCCUACUUCGCUUCCUGAGAGCCGGCUGGGCCCCAGGGACGCUUGGGCACAGGGCCGGGGUGAGAACGCUGGCCUCAGCCGCCACGCCGCCCCGCCUGCUGCCCGCACGGACUCUACAGACAGCCAUACAGUGCCCUCCCCUCGGCCAGCCGGGCCUGGCACAAGUGUCCGCUGGGCACAGCCAGACAGGCAGAUGGGCACAGCCUGGGCAGGAGCUGUGUCCUGCCCACAGAGACCUUGUCACCCCCAGGGACCCAGAGCUCUCAACAGCCACUCGCCGCCAGCCCCACUCGACUCCAUCGCCUUCUCCCUCCCCACCCCUUUUUUGGGAAGCUUAAAUUCUCUCUAUUUUUUUAAACGUCCUCUGUGUGUCCAGCCAACCUCCAUGGCCCCCUCCCCCCAUGUCAGCCCCAGGAUCAUGAUGUUGUGACACAGUCAGUGCCUGGCACCUGAGAGCCGUGGGUACCAGUGCCCAGCACUGUGCCCAUCUUUCCCUCCAGUGAGCACAGGGACCACUUCUGAGGGCCUGGGUAGCCCAGGACCACUCCUCCCAGCCUGAGCCUGGAGUGGAAGCAGGGAGGAACCCAGCAGGUGUGACAGGCAGACCCAAAGAGACAGACACACGCAUACCUACAGGCCCCUUCCAUGUGCGCAUGCGCACACCCUCAGAACCACUGAAAGAGGAGGAGGGAUGCUCUGUGGGUCAGUCUGGCCUUGUCAGGAAAGGGAAAGGUGGCCACAAGGGACAGGGAGAGGGAGGAAGAGGAGAGGCCGGUUGAGUUUGAAACGUGUAGGCCCAGGUGUUUCCUAACCUGGCCCAGGUGAGGCAGCCCAAGACCCAGCCAACUCUAAGGUCAGAGUUGGAGUCCCUGGACCCAGGGAGAAUCAGGCCAAACAGCAGGGCCUCCAGGCGCAAGGGACUCUAAGUUGCCUACUUGGCAUGCCAUCUGGUAUCUGGCUCCCGCCCAGCCUUCUCCGCCCUCCUCACAUGCCUCCAGUGACAAGAGCCCAGACAGUAGCCUCUCCUGCGGGUUGGCCUGUGUGUGUCUCAGUCCCUAGUCCCUGCGCCUCAGUGCCAGACUUCCCCAGCUCUCCAGCUCUUCCUCCGAGAGCUGUGCCCUAACUGGGCUCCCGCGUCCCCUCUGAAGGUGUGGGCAGCCAUAACUUUCCCGCCGACGUGAGACUGCCCACCUGGGCAGGCCCAUGGCCUUCCCUACUUCAGGUACCCUUCUGGUUAAUGUGACCUGAGAUCCAGCAAGUGGUUUGGGCCACUUGACCUUGGAAAUUCACACUGCCCUUCUGCCACGUACCCCCUGGCUUUGCACCAACGUGAUGACUAAGCCACACCUGUUCUCCAUGAGCAGGUAGGAUGGGAGGGGACAGUCAUUGUCUAGACACCUGAAGGACCACAGCUUGUUUCUGGUUACAGUUCCUCUUACUUGAUUCAGACAACCUGUGGGGUUUCUCUGCGACCCAACUCUGUGACCACUGACUUUCCCUCCCACCCAGACACUUCUGCCACCCAGAGGAGUGACCUGUGUGUCUCACCAGAGACACAGGGAACCUGUCCCCCUGUGGCAUUGGCUCCCUAACCAGUCCUCCUUGGGUGAUGGAAUCCAGGCACACUGGCCUCCCCAGCCCCUGGUUUCCUCAACUCCAUCCUGUCAGAGGAGGAAGUGAGGGCAAGCUGAUGGUCCUCAAUGAGCCCCUGCUGGCCCCUAGUGACCUCUGUGUCCUUGUCCAGGUGCUCACAACCCUGCCUUUAAAUCUGAAGUCCAGCUGAGGCCACCACCCUGAUGUCACCAGGUCCAACUUUUGAGCAAAUGAGAAUGGCAGGGUCUCCCCAUCCCCUGCCUUCCAGCCCCUCUGCCUGGCUCCCCCGGGGUCCUCCACGUCUACCAACCUGCUGGCUAGUCCCAUCCUGCUUGUCACCAGAGUUUUCAGAGGGAAUGAAGUGGCUCGACGUCACUGCUCAGGCUGAGGCAGCCGGCCCGGCCCUCCUGUGCUCUUCUUGUUAUAAAGAGAACCUCACCAGGGACCUCAGCUGAUGUCCUCAGUCCUCCUGCUGCCUCUGCCCACCUAGGUCUGGGCCAGCACUGGGCAGACGUGCCCCUUUCCCACCCCUUUCUCCUCUGGCAGGUGCACAAGUUGACUGGUGCCCAGGACAUUUGAGGCAGAUUCAGGGGAAGACACCCCAGCCCCUGGGAGGCCUGGCCCUCCCCACACCAUUUAGGUUGGAGGGCUCAUCAGCAAUGGGUCAGGUAGCCCACCCUUUGAUGUUACAGCUGGAAACCUGAGCCAAGAGAGAGGGGCACCUGCCCCGGGCCUCGCAGCAAGCGAGCGUCAGAGCCAGAGACGAAAACGGGAACAUGACCAGCCCCUCGUCCUCCCUGCGGAGGAAUGGCCCUAGGCCAGGGUCCCGACUUGUCUUAGUAAACUUCUGGCCCUGAGAGUCACCUCUUCCCACCCUGGCCUCCUCUGCCUUCACGCUGGUGCCCCUAGCUAGGAGCUGCUAUGGGAACACCCACCCAUACCAUGACCCGCAGGUUGUCAGAGCCAGAAGGGACCUGAGCCCCGUUCACCAGACACCCCAACAGCCGUGCUGAGCCUCUCCUUCACUGUAGCUGUGCUUCGCUGCCUGAGGGCUCCCCAGACACUAAGCUUGCCACGCCCAGACUUGGACUGGUGUGGACACCGAUGGCAAAACAGGAGAAGCACAGGUGCUCAGUUGCUAGGGACCCAUUUCUCAGAGAAGGAAGUCACCCUGGGGCUUGGGGCAAGCUGAGAUGAGCAGGUUCACCCACACCGUGGAGGAGUGCAGCCCCCAUGGGGAGGGGUGGGGGGUGGCCAGGACCACCCCAGACCCACCUGGUGUGCAUUCCCGAGCACUAUGGGGCUAGGGCAGGAAACCCAAGGGAAGAGGGCAGAACUUUCUGGUCUCCUGGGGAAGGGGCAAAAAGUGAGGGGUGGACAGGGGGAGUCUUGGAGAGAAGCCAAGUUCCACUUCUCUGCUGGGAGUCGAGGCUCAGGAGGACGGAGUGGGUGCACAGGAGGGACAGGAAGCCUGCUUCACCUAGCAGAGCCCUGUCUGCCUGCCCUGGGAAACCUCCCAGCUGCUCUGCUAUCCAGGAGACAAAAGGGGGCCACAGAGAGGGGGACGCUGGUUGCAGGGGUCAGACCAAGGGAUGAGCAGAACCUAGAGGAGAAGGCUGUGGGGCAGGCGCCUGGAGGGACCCGGGGGGUGAACGGGAAGAGUUUACGCCCAGAUGAGCAGGUCUGGCCAGGGUCAGUCCCCAGCACAGGGAGGGGGGCAGCCUCUUUUCCUUUAGGGGGCUCUGCGGCCCCUGGCAAUGCAGCUGCCCUGCCCACUCAUCUGGAUGUCCCCUCACUGCACACGCAGGGAGCCUAGGGGACUGCCCCCCGCCUUGCCUUGCCCAGCGGGGGUGCAGCCUGGGCUGACUGCCCUGUGGGGGGGUCACAUGCAGGCGUGCGCACACACUCACGCCCAGUGCUCACGGCUCGCAGGCACACGCGGCCCGGAUCAGGGGAGCGGGAAGGCGUGGCACUCUGUGUGGCCCCUGGAAGGUGCCAUUGCCAACGAGCCCCUCGGCCGGGCCCCUGUCCCAACCCAGGGUGGCAGGGACGCGGCACAGCCAGGCGUGGGAGCAGCCACGGGCACUCCUCGUUUUCCUUGUACAGACUCUCGCUGCCCACCCGCCAUCCCCACACACAUUUUAUUUAAUAACUUGUCAUUGUUAAAUUAUUUAUUAGCGUUCACCACGCCACCACCCCGCCUUCCACUCUCACCUUCUGCCUCCUCCCACAAAGCAGGAAAUGGAAACAACAAGAAAAGAUGAGACA
This is a messenger RNA of Sciurus carolinensis (gray squirrel), 5470 nucleotides long. It is a transcript of the gene Lmx1b, whose product is annotated as LIM homeobox transcription factor 1 beta. Gene Ontology annotation, biological process: regulation of transcription by RNA polymerase II; neuron differentiation. Lineage: Eukaryota; Metazoa; Chordata; Mammalia; Rodentia; Sciuridae. The transcript has 8 exons. Gene Ontology annotation, cellular component: nucleus. Gene Ontology annotation, molecular function: RNA polymerase II transcription regulatory region sequence-specific DNA binding; DNA-binding transcription factor activity, RNA polymerase II-specific. The record is from RefSeq and is a predicted model, not a curated record. Bases 419 to 1627 code for a protein of 402 amino acids.